Messenger RNA from Knipowitschia caucasica, 369 nucleotides. The record is from the annotation of a GenBank genome assembly. NCBI's taxonomy places the organism in Eukaryota, Metazoa, Chordata, Actinopteri, Gobiiformes, Gobiidae.
AUGGACUUGUCGUGUGGUUCUCUAGCAGCAGACACUUCAGUGAGAGAAGAGAGAAGCACUGGAACCAGAGACCAGCAGCAUCUACACCACUGUCACAGGCGGUACCUCCUGCUUCCUUUUCACCUGCUGUCCCCGUUCCACCUGCUGUCCCAGUUCCACCUGCUGUCCCAGUUCCACCUGCUGUCCCCGUUCCACCUGCUGUCCCAGUUCCACCUGCUGUCCCAGUUCCACCUGCUGUCCCAGUUCCACCUGCUGUCCCAGUUCCACCUGCUGUCCCAGUUUCACCUGCUGUCCCAGUUCCACCUGCUGUCCCAGUUCCACCUGCUGUCCCAGUUCCACCUGCUGCCCUCAGACAGAAGUACAGCUUGA